AAAAAGAAUGUAUACAUGUAUGUGUAACUGGGUCACCAUGCUGUACAGUAGAAAAAAAAUCAUGUAUUGGGGAAAUGAAAAUUUUUUUAAAUAAAAUAAAAAUUUUUAAAUAGAUUUAUGGACUUAUUCUAGUUUUUGAAUAGAAGAGAGGCAUUUAAAUAAAUGUGUGUGCAUGCAUACAUGCAGUAAGCAAUUUUAGACACUGUAUCUAGUUGAUUAUGAACAUUUAAAGCCAAUACAAUUCUUAUAUAAUGAUAAAGACAAUAUAAUUUACUUAAAUCUCACUUAUGAUGAGGUAGGAAGGGAAUAUAAUCCUGAUGUUGCAAGUGUCAAGGUCAGAUGAAUUCGCUUUUCGUAUAUGUAUCAAAUUCGUAGCCUUGCCCCUUUGUACAUUACUUCAUAUUUGACCAUGACUUCUGUCACUCUCUGCUUUGUUUGUUCUGAGAUUUUUCAUGGUCCCCUUACCUUCUUUUUGUUAUCUUUUAUAUGUAGGCUUUUAGUGUAUCACUGAUAAUAUCUGUGCUCUAUAUGUUGCCUACAAUCCACUUUAUCCUUGAAGACACCUUGCAUUUCCUAUUCUAAUGUAGUCUAGUUACACUGUUGGCAUCUGGAAAUGUCCAAGUUUAGCCUCCGGAGAGUUCAUGGUUCUGGUGUCUGCACUUUUUGAUUCUGUUAAAGAAAAAAUAUUCUGACAUUUAUUAAAACAAUAAAGAGACCUUUAUUCAGGGCUAUCAUAAAUAUCAGGACUAUCACAGUAUGGGGGAAAAUCACUAAGAAGAGACAUUAAGGGUUGGGGGGGAUUCUUGCCAGACCAAGUUCACCAGGGUUUUGGUAGAGCCAGGCCAGGGUUAGCAGAUAGCAGGGGUGUGGGAUGAGGAUUCUGAGCAGAUGUCAAGGAUGAUGAGAUGUCAAGGGUGGGGGGGAGGCUGUCACUGAAGUUCUUGCUACAGCUGGACUAGGCAGGCUGAAGACAGGAUGGGAGGCCAAGGUCAAGGUCUAGUAAAGGAGAGGGCUGAAGCUUGGACAAGGAGAGAGUCAUUGUCAAAGAAACAUUGUUUAGGCAGCAAAUUUUGAAUCAUUAUAUUAGUUUCCUAUUGCUGCCAUAACAAACUGUCACAAACCCGUUGGCUUAGAUAACAACAUAAAUUACUUCUCUUAGAGUUCUGGAGGCCAGAAAUCUGAAACCAGUUUCACUGGCCUAAAGUCAAGGUGUCAGCAGGGCUGUUCCUUCUGGGAUCCCUUGCUUGUCUGGCUUCUGGGGGCCGCCUGCUUUCCUUGGUUGCUGGCCAAUCUCCUGCAUCCAUCCCCGCCUCCACUUCAUCCUUUGAGCUUGUCUCCCUCUCCUAAGGGGCUGCGAUGGUGUUGUGCCUCCCAUUACACAAUCCAGCAUCAGCUUCCCAUCUCAAGAUCUUAAUUACAUCUGCAAAUUCCCUUUUCCCUAUACAUCCACCAGUUCCAGAGGUUAGGAUGUGGACCUCUUUAGGGGAGUCUCUUCAGCUCACCACACCUUGUGAUAUCCCACAGUGUUUUUAUUUUUCAUUCCUACUGGAUCACUUGUUUGGCUCGGUAUAGAAUUCCAAGUUUAUGCUAUUUUUUUCCUCAGAACUUUGAAAAUAAGUCCUUCACUGCCAUCUGUCUGAUAAGAAAUUUAAUGCCAGUCUGAUUCUCCUCCUAGGUUUAUGGUUUGAGCUUCUCCCCUCUUUCUAAGUUUCUAAGAUCUUUUGCUUAUGUUGAAUGUUACAACCGGCUUAAGCUGAGGGUGCACCUAAUUCAUUAAGCGUAAUUAAUGUGUAUUACCAUGCCACUAAUUGGCCGCCCCUUUUACAAGUGGUUUCCAAAUUGUAGGUAGGUCCCAACCCAUUUAAAAAAAGAAAGAAAGAAAGAAGGAAGCAAUGAAGAGAUGAAGGAAAGAAUAAAUAGAAUGGGAAAUUUCACAGUGCCAUCCUGCAGUAGGUAUGCAUAUUGUUUUAUGAAACAUUUAUAUCACUAGCAUAUCUGCAGGGGUGUUAAAAAUUUACAAAAACCUUCCAGAAUUUAGUAUAAAUUUGCUUAGUGUCUGAAACAGGGCCUGAAGCUUUCGCAUUUAAAACAAUACUGUUAAAAAUUCAGUUACAAGGUAUGCUUGAGAAGAAAAUUCCUACUUAGCUUGUUUAAUGUUGUAAAUAAAAAUUUUCUUCUUUAAAAUUCAUGGAGGAAUAAAAUAAAAAAAUUAAAAAAAAAUUUCUUUGUUGCUCCAAGACAAGUUUGAUUAAAAGUAAUAAGAAUGUGGCUAAUUCUGAAAUACAAGGUUAAGGCAUGCUCCAAAGCUACUCCUUUAAAGCCCCUGUUUGUUAUUAGAUGGAAUGCUGGGUGUGGGCUGGUGUGGUUCAUACUUGGGAUCAAGCCUGAAAGCCAUGUUUUCACCCUCAACACAACAUCAUCUUUGUUUGACUGUCCCUAGUUCGUGUAACCACAGCGUGGUCUGUUUUCCCCCUUAGAAUGUAUCUCAGACCUCUGCUUUCUUGUGCUUGUUUCACAAAUAGUUUCCAGUAGCGCUGCCUUGCGCUUGUCUGUUUCCGUUCGCUGCUGAAUGUGUGAGGGACCGCCUGACACUCUCGGUGUGCCUGUGACCUCUGGGCGAUGAUGAGUCUUGGAAGAGAUAGGUUUGCUCUAUGAGGACUGAGGCCGUUGUGAAUUCCCAAGGCCAGGCUGGUUCCCUAACAAAGGAUUCAGACCAGGAUGUAGCACUCAAACUUGCCCAGGAACGAGCUGAAAUAGUUGCUAAAUAUGACAGAGGACGCGAAGGCGCAGAGAUCGAGCCUUGGGAAGAUGCCAAUUACCUGGUUUACAGAGUCACGGAUCGAUUUGGCUUCUUACAUGAAGAGGAGCUCCCCUCUCACAACGCGGCUAUGGAGCGGCAAAAGCACCUGGAAAUUGAAAGAACUACUAAAUGGCUAAAAAUGCUGAAAGGAUGGGAAAAAUACAAGAACACUGAAAAGUUUCAUAGGAGAAUUUACAAAGGAAUCCCACUCCAGCUCAGAGGUGAAGUCUGGGCUCUACUCCUGGAGAUCCCGAAAAUGAAGGAAGAAACAAGAGACCUUUAUAGUAAAUUAAAGCACAGAGCCCGGGGCUGCUCACCAGAUAUCAGACAAAUAGACCUUGAUGUCAACCGCACAUUUAGGGACCAUAUCAUGUUUCGAGACAGAUACGGUGUUAAGCAACAAUCCCUGUUCCAUGUCCUUGCUGCAUAUUCUAUUUAUAACACGGAAGUUGGAUACUGUCAGGGCAUGAGCCAGAUCACAGCUUUACUCCUCAUGUAUAUGAAUGAAGAAGAUGCCUUCUGGGCCCUGGUCAAACUGUUCUCGGGCCCCAAACAUGCCAUGCAUGGGUUUUUUGUCCAUGGUUUUCCCAAACUCUUGAGGUUUCAAGAACAUCAUGAAAAAAUACUGAAUAAAUUUUUGUCCAAGCUUAAGCAGCACUUGGACUCUCAAGAAAUCUACACAAGUUUUUACACAAUGAAGUGGUUUUUUCAAUGUUUCCUUGAUCGUACUCCCUUCACCCUCAACCUCAGGAUAUGGGACAUCUACAUCUUUGAAGGAGAGCGAGUCCUUCCUGCUAUGUCUUACACAAUCUUGAAAUUACACAGAAAACAUCUUAUGAAAUUGUCAAUGGAAGAACUUGUAGAAUUUCUCCAGGAGACCUUGGCAAAGGAUUUUUUCUUUGAAGAUGACUUUGUGAUAGAGCAACUUCAGAUUUCUAUGGCAGAACUCAAGCGGGCAAAAUUAGACCUUCCGGAACCUGGUAAAGAGGAGGAGUUUCCAAAGAAGCCUUUGGGACAACUUCCACCUGAAUGUCUGUCGGCUGGCGUGAGUCACCUGAGCAACGGACAGAGAAGUGUGGGCAGGUCGAGCCCCCACCCGGGCGGCAGAAGAGAGAGCGGCUCGGCGCCUCACAAACCGCUGGAGCAUCCCCCUGCGCAUCAAGGAAAAAGUGGAACCCCGGAGAGAGGGAGGCAGCCCAGACGGAAGUCGCUGGACGAGGAGACGAAGAAGCUGAAAGAGGAGGCCGAGUUUCAGAGAAGACUGCCGGCCGCUGCCCAGGACGGUUCCAGGCAGUACAACCAUGCCGCCGCCAACCAGAACAGCAACGCCACUUCCCACGGCAGGAAGGAGUUCGUGCCCAAGUGGAAUAAACCGUCCGACGUGGAGAGAAGCGCCAAGUACGCCCUGGAAGGCCGAGCUCGCGCCGCCCACCCCGCCGCCCCGCGGGUGUCCAACGUGAGGCAGAAGGUGAAGGUUCUGGACGCGGACGAGGGGAAGCGCGGCUCCAACGCGUCCCAGUACGACAACGUGCCCGACGGCGAGAGCGGCGCGGUGGAGGAGGCGCUGGAGAGGGCACGCGCGCCCAGCCCGCGGAGGCCGGCGGCGUCGGGGGCCAGUCCGGCCAGGGCGCCGCCCGCGUUCACGCUGCCCGCGCCGCCGCCGAGCCACGCGAGGCCCCCGGCUCAGGCUCAGGCAGACGGGGAAGACCGCGGGCCCGCCCCGUCCUACAGCAACCCCCCUGUUUACCACGGCGGCUCCCCCAGACGCAGCCCUGCGUCUCCGCAGUUUCCCCGCGGGGCUCCGGUGAAUCCUUCCCGGAGGCCUUACGGCUCCGCUCUCUCCAUCGAUGUUUCUCCAGAAAAGUCUUACACCCGCCCGACCCCUAUUGUCCAGCCAUCGAGCCGAAUAGAAGUUCUCCCUGUUGAUAUUGGUGCCGGGGGAUACUCGGGCAAUUCCGGGUCACCAAAGAGUGGCAAAUUCAUCCUCCCUCCAGUGGAUUAUUUGCCGGAUCACAGAAAAUGGCCAGAAGUGGGUUACACUCUGAGGCCCGAGACGCAUGGACCCGCGUGGACUCGCGAUGCCAACCAUAGCCACCUAAGCAGUCAACCAAAAUACCCCGCCUUUCAACACGCCCCCUUUCAGGACCGCCCCCUCCCCGCAGUUUCAGUGGACAGCCCGGCGCGGUACAGGACUUGCCCGGCUCUAGAAGACGCCGGCUCGCCCGGGUAUCAGUAUUCAGGGCCCCCUCCCCCAGCCUAUCACUACAGAAGCCGGGGUGGACUCUCCAUUCAGGAAUCAGUAUUGCUGUGAGAAUUUUUCCUGGCAACAGACAAGAGAAUAGAAACCAUACGAAACCUACAUUGCUAUGUUUGUAAUUGCCAAAGCAGUAUUUUAUACCGUUGUAAACCACUCGCACAGCUCUCACGUCUGUCAGUACUAAGAGUGUAUGGAAGUGUCUUCAUCCCCACCGAAUGCUGCUUAAGGUGACCUUUUAAUUUGCAUCAUCACUGAACCUGUUAAAGAGACUUUAAGGUGGAAACAUAGCAAUAGCAUUUAGGGAUGCACGCACAGUUUCAUUUAGAUCAUUCUUCCGAACCUGAAUAGUUUUACUCUGUUAGCCCAUUCUCUUUUGAGUAAUGUUACAAAGCACUGAAAGACUGUAGAAUAGAUAUUUUUAAGGCCACAUGUAGUGUAUGUGUCUUUUAAUAGCUGUUAUAGGCAUCUAUGCAUACACGCUUGAACACAGAACUCAAGAUAUGUCAAAAAAGAAAACUACUUUUAAUCCAGAUCCAUGAUAAUUUAUUCUUCUUUUUCCUAACUUGUCUUCUAGUCAAGUUUUUGUUUUUGUUUCUUUUUUCUUUUUAACCCAGGUCCUAAACUGAUUUGAGGGUUUGCCCUGACUUGAUUAAGCAUGUCACAGAAUGCUCAGCUUUUUCAUUCAGUUGCUGGCAUUUUCUUUCAGUCUGAAAACUGGAAGACUUUGGAGAGAAAGGUUAGCCACUUAAUGGUGCUUACAAACCAGGGCAGUUAGAGCGAGUUUAUGGCCAGAGGUGCAGUGCUCGGUGUAUGCACGUUCACCGCCCUGUUUGUGCAUCUGUGCCCUUUGUUCUGGUCUGACUCUCUCCAAGCUCAGAGCAGAGUGUUCCUUGCCAGAUGCCCAGGAAGUGCCGCAGUACAGCUCUCCAGCAGAUGCCAGCAGGAGAAGUUGCAAGUCACUGAUCAUCAAGCUUUCACACAGGGCAGCAGAAAAAAACUCCUUUGAAAUUCAUUUGAAAGCAGGAUUAGCAAUAUGGUAACUUCUUACUUCUGCCCCUUAAAUCCCCGCAGAGCCUCCCACAAAGGGCCCAGAGUGGCAUUUCCGUCAUCUUUUCCUGGCCCGCGUGCUUUAAAGAAUGUAGUCACUGUGUGUUGCUGCACAUGGGCCAUUAAAUUAGCAUCAUGUUAAAUUGUAAAAAAAUGAUCCUAAUUAUUACUAGGAAUUGAAGAUUUUGGUCUUUUUUUUUUUCAUAGUAUGACUUUCAUGCUUUCAAGUCAGUUUUUUUGUUUGUUUUUUUCUUUGAUUUGUUUCAGUGAAAAAAAUUCAGGUUCAUAGUAAAAAAAAAAAAAAAAACAAUUAGCAACGUCUUUUAAAAUAUUACACUACAGUUACCAAAACACUGACCAAGUUUUGGGCACUCCAAGAAGGUAUGAGUUUGGGUUUCAUUGGAGAGCUUGUUUUCAACAUUACUUUGAUCCUGUUUGAACAGUAGGGAGAGAAUACAGAUCCUGCCAUUUAAUGGUCCUUCCUGUUGCAAGUUGGGGCUUUAAGCUUUCAAGGUACAGAAGUAUGUCUUUUAAAAUGAGAGUAACAUUUGUUUAGCUAGUGAAUGUGACAAUAUUUUUUAUGUAUAUAAUGAGUCUAAUGUAAUUUUAAUCAGCUGGGUAAUGAUGUUAUUAAAUGGCAAAACAAAUGCAGUGUAUUAGCAGCUAAGCACUGCAAGGCAAAAUCCAGACACUGGCAGGCUCCUGAUUCAGAUAAUGUGGACACUUAGAAAUAAAUGUAUAUAAACAUGUAGCUGGGGAUCUGAAUUCCAAUUUUAAACCAUGAUUCUAUGACUUGUAAUAAACCAAGCUGUACAAUUUAGUUGAUGAUAGCAGCCUCUGAGCUGCUCCAAAAUAUAUAUAUCAACAGUGGUAAAUACUGUAGAAUUAUAUAUAUAUAUACACACACACACAUAUAUAUAUAUAUAUGCAAAAUAUAUAUAUACACACACUAUUUUCUUAAUGUCAUCUGACAUUUUUUAUCUGUACACUUUUUUUGAUGUGAUUGUUUUUAACAUGCUAAAUAAGUAUAUUUUUGUUUUGUGUCUUUUAUGUGCUUUUUUCCAUAUGGCAUCCCUGAUGCGUCUCCAGCUAAAUUCCACGCUAACUGAGUAGGUACUGCCCUGUGUUUGCCCACAUGACUUUCUGUAUAUCACAGUUCUUUGUCCUGUGCUUUUCUCAUUUCCAGUAGUUCUGUAUUUGGAACCUCAUCACCUUCCCUUUAUUUGAUCAUUAUUAACAGCAGUAAGGUGUUAUUUUCAGUUUUCCCCUAUCGUAUAGCUCUCUUUUUCACGUAGGAAAAUUUAAUUUGAAGUUAUUUUGCCACCAUACAAUUUUACUCUUUCAAAUUUAUAUUUUAAUAAAAGAAAAAUAAUAAUGAUAGAAGAUGAAAUAAUAUUCAUAAAGUGGGUCAAAUAUACUUACAAAAUGUCUGGUAAGGAUUUUCAUAGUGUGGAGAUUAAUUUUACUCUGUUAACUGUACAUGUAGUAAAUAUUUUGUGACUAUUAAGUCUUUUCUUCAGAGCAGUUGUGCCUAACAUAGUAAGCACUUUGAUACAGUUUGGUUUUUUUUUGGGGGGGGUUCUUUUGCUUUGCUUUUGUUUUUUGCUUUUUAGGGCCGCACCCAUGGCAUAUGGGGCUUCCCAGGCUAGGGGUCAAAUUGGAGCUACAGCUGCCAGCCUACACCACAGCCACAGCAACAAGGAAUCCAAGCCGCAUCUGCGAUCUACACCACAGCUCGCGGCAACGCCAGAUCCUUAACCCACUGAGUAAGGCCAGGGAUCCAACCCAAAUCCUCAUGGAUCCUAGUCACGUUUGUUAACCACUGAGCCACAAAGGGAACUCCCCAGGUUUAUUUUUUUAAUAUUUAGUUUGAAAAGUUAAAGAAACUAGACCUAGUGUCUCAAAAGUUUUUUUUUUUUUUUUCCUUUUGUGUUUUUUCCUUUUUUUUUUUUUUUAGGACUGCACCUGCAGCAUAUGGAAGUUUCUGGGCUAGGGGUGGAAUCAGAGCUGCAGCUGCCUGUCUACACCUCAGCCACAGCAACACGGGAUCAGAGCUGCAUCUUCGACCUACUCGUGCAACGCCGGAUGCUUCACCCCCUGAGCCACAACGGGAACUCCAUCAAAAGGUUUUAGAACUUCAACUCUUUCAGGUGUUUAUAGGAUUUUAAAAAUAGCUUUUCAAGCUGGGAGAUACCAGCUGUCAUCUACAUGUGUCAGAUCAGACCCCCGAGGAUUGUCGGGGAGGCGGAACUCUUUUCUUCUGUCUCUGGCUUCUCCACCCAGGCCCUGUGAGCUGGACUGACCAAGCUGACAAAGGACAGGUCAGCGGCCAGAACACCCAGAGGUUCACUACUGUGCGCAUCCUGCCUCCCUUGGUGCCCGGUGACGAGGAACCGCAGGGGCGCUCACUCAAGGUCCCUGCACCUAACUUGGUCCACAAGGAGGUGGGCAGCAAGGGCACCUGGGGAGAAGCAGACGCUUUUCUGGAGGGCUGUUGGAGAAGCGAUGGGAGAGGCGAUAGUUUGUGGCAGUGCCCAGGGUGGUGCCAGGAGAGAUUCGAGCUGCCCGGGGAGGGCAUUUAUGACACUUGAGUCCACGGGCAGGCUCUGCUUUUAGGCAGAUGAGGGAUUUCCUGAACGCCAGUGCCUUCGGCUCAAAAAUCCUUCUUAUGCCAAAGUGGCUUAUUUUGGGGUGGCAGGUCCUGACGCCCUUCUCUGUCAGUGGCAGAAUGUUUCUUAAAGAAAGGAAAUUCAGUCAGUGGGACAUUUCUGGAAAAGACAAAUAGAUGUUUACAGGAUGCGAUGUGAUUGUUUCAACUUUUCUUUCAUUUUAAGGGUCUGAUACUAAAUGUUACCUGGUGGCACUUGAUCAUGGAGGUUUGUAUUUGUGGUCAUUUCCGAUUUCUCCCCCCAGGGCCUGUUAUGCUGUAAACACAGAAAUGAUCCCUGGUCGAUACUUUGCUAAGGUUUCUUUUCAUCUUCAUGAUUAGAAACAUUCCAUGUCCACAAAUCGGGAUUUAUUCACAGAGGGUCUGCCGUUUAAUCUCCUGAAAAUAUUACUCUGAGUUAUCUUUUAGACUCAGACCUUUGAGUAUAUGCUCCAGACUGUGGGUUAAUUAAGACUGUGGCUUUGGCGAUCUGGAUUUUUCCUUUGUUUUAAUUGUUCUUGAACGGGUUUUAAAUGUCACUUCUAGUGUGGCCAUUAACACGUAUUGACCAGAUGGUUUUAAUAAGUCAGACUUGACCUUUACAAUGACCUACGGUGUUGAGGACGGAGGAGAGGAUUCCAUUUCACGUUCUCAUGCGAGCUGUACUGUUAGUGGGAUUUUCAGUUAUCCGUAAAUCUAAGCAGAACUGCCCCGUUUUAUCGGGAAGACUGUUAAAACACAGAGGAGCACAUUUUAGAUCUCAGAGGAGUGUGUCUCAACCUCUGCUGCUGUUUAGAAUUUUCUGGAGAAUUUUUUUUUAGAGUGGAUUGUCGUAUAUUCCCACCGUGAGCUGUCUCAGAUCCUUAACAGGUCAGUUCCAGAGUUUAAAAUCUCUGAUUUCAGCUAAGUGAGAAAAACUUCUACUGGAAAGCUGAACAUCACCAGCCAUCUGUAAAUUCUGAUGAACUGCCCACAGUGAAAGUACAAGUGGCUUCGGGUCAGUGGCCGGACCCUGAACUUCGUCUCCCCACCACGUACAGUAAUACUUCCGGGCGGGUGGGGCUUUAUGAAGAUUUCCGUUUUCCUGCACCACCUCUGUCACUUGCCUAAAGUGACAGGCCAAAAAGAGGCCUGAGCUGUGGGAAAGCCCAAGUGCACUUCCUCCCCGUGGGGAGCCGAGAAGAUGCUGCCUAGUCUGGUUGUCCUCCGGACCCGUUGGCACCUACAGUGCACUAGUGCCCCGGGACCGUGCUGGGCUCCCACUUUAAGAAAUGAGAUGCAUUGUGUGAUCUGUGUCCAGUUCGGUGUUGCGAUGUGGGCAGGUGGCUAUCACGGGUAAGAAAGGCCAGCGCAAGCAGGUCAGGGAGGGCCUGAGGGGGGCGCGCAAAGUGGAAAAGCCUGAAGGCAGUGGAUGGAGGGGCGCUUGUGCCAUGGGAUGGCAUGAGCAUGGCAUGGUGUCGGGGAGGGGGAUGUGGUGGCAGGUGCCACAGAGACCAGGCCCAGGGGGUCUCAAGUGCCACACGCAGGCAUGUGCGCACAAGCCUGGAGGAAGCCAGGAAGAGAGCCAGUCGUCUGUCUGAAAGCUGGUUCAGAGCCUAACGCCAGGGAAGAAGGUUCAAGGAAACAGGGAUUCACUAGUUAGGAGGACAAUUUACUAAGUGAAGUUGGCAAAACUUGAUCAUUGGUUGAAUGUAAUCAUGAUAAUUAUGAAAAGUAGCUAACAUGACUGAAUGUUUGCCGUGUGUCUGACACUGUGCUAGCAUCUUACCUCUUAAUUCACUUAAUUCUGACAGUAGCUAUGAAGUAUGGAUUAUCUUAAUUCCUGAUGUACAGAUGAAAAAACUCGAGGUAACUUGUCCCAGGUGACACAGCUGGUAGGUAAUAGAUCCAGGACUGGAAUCGGAAUCCAGAACCUGUGCUUCCCUCCCACAGCCAACAGUUUUUAGGAAGUGUGAUUUAUCUACCAUAAAGUUCACCCAUCUCAGUGGACACGUCAAUGCUUUUUUAGUAAGUCCCGGAGCUGUGCAGCCAUUACGACACACCAAUUUGGGGACGUUUCCAUCACCUCAAAAAGACCUCUUGUGCCCAUUUGUGAUCUCCAUCCCCCAGCCGCAGGCAACCACUAAUCCACCUUCUGUCCUUCUGAUUUCAUAGAGAUGGAAUCAGAUAACACCGGUUUUUGCAUCUGGCCUCCUUCCUUUGUCUAUCCAGCCACCAGCUGAUAGAGCCUUGGAUUGGUUUCACAUGCUGCCACGACCACUUGUGUACAGACGUGUGUGUGUGGCCGUGUUUUCAUUUCCCUUGGGUAUUCGUUUAGGAGUGCUGUCGCUGGGUUUUACUGUGUUUGGUUCAGCUUUUUAAGGAACUCCCACACUCUUCCGAAGUAUCUGCCCUGUUUGACCUUCCACCAGCAGUGUUUGAGGGUUCCGGUUUUGGCGCACCCUCGCCGGCACGUGUUAUCUUGUACUUUUUGGUUAAAGCCGUUCUAGUGGGUAUGAAGUAAUAGCUCAUUGUGGUUUCAUUUGCGUUUCUCAAGUAGCCAAUGAUGCUGAGGAUCUUUCCAUGUGCUAAUGGAUCAUUCAUGUAUAUUCUUUGAUGAAAUGUCUGUUCAGAUCUUUUAUUAAUUGGGUUUUCUUAUUUUUAAAAAGUAACAGUUCUUAAAAUACUCUGGAUACAAGUCCUUUAUAAGACAUAUGAUUUGCAAGUAUUUUCUCCAAGUCGGACAUGUCUUUUCAGUAUCUUAAUGGUGUCUUUUGAAGUGUGAAUGUUUUUAAUUUUAAUAAGUCCAGUUUAUUUGUUAUUUAUGGAUCAUGCUUUUCAUAUUGUAUCUCUCUGCCUAACUCAAGGUCGCAAAUGAUUCUCUCCUAAAUUCCAUUCCAGAAGUUUUACAGUUUCCCCUCUUACAUUUGGGUCUGUGAGCCGUGUUAAAUUAUUAUUGUUUAAGGUGUGAGGUGGGAUCUAAGUCUGUGUGGCUAUCCAUUGGUCUCAGCACCAUGUGUUUAAAAGACUGUUUUCUCAAACGGAAUUGCCUUGGUACCUCUGUCAAAAAUCAAUUGAUCAUAUAUUUAAAUGUUUAUUUUAAGUUUCGAAAUCGGGAAAUAUACAUCCUUUAACUUU
Messenger RNA from Sus scrofa (pig), 11868 nucleotides. RefSeq names its product USP6 N-terminal like (gene USP6NL). Gene Ontology annotation, molecular function: small GTPase binding; GTPase activator activity. NCBI's taxonomy places the organism in Eukaryota, Metazoa, Chordata, Mammalia, Artiodactyla, Suidae. The record is from RefSeq and is a predicted model, not a curated record. Gene Ontology annotation, biological process: regulation of GTPase activity.